This is a messenger RNA of Heterotrigona itama, 3232 nucleotides long. NCBI's taxonomy places the organism in Eukaryota, Metazoa, Arthropoda, Insecta, Hymenoptera, Apidae. The record is from the annotation of a GenBank genome assembly.
CAUAGAUCUUUUCCAUUUUAUUUCAAUGUUUGACGGUAACAUUGGAAGUGAUAGAAAAAUGAUAACGGGGGCUACCCUAAAUGUGUGUCAUCAAUCUAUAUUGAGUGAUUUGUCUGUUUUAUGUUUCUUCCUGUUAAUGUCUAAAAGCAAUUAAUAACAAAUUGAAUAAUAAUUUGAAGGAAUUGAAAUUCGUAAUAACUCAACCUAAUGUAACAGUGUCAUCGUGAUUUCUAAUAAUCCAAUUAUUAUUAUUCUUUUUAAAUUCAUACGUAAUGUUUUUUUUUUAUUGAAAUGCGAGCAAAUAGAAAAGACGUUGGUUGUUCAUAUGUUUUUUUAGUGUUUAUUAGAAAAUGAGUGUGAUUACAGUUGAAAUUCAUGGAAAUGCUGUUACACUUUUUAGUGAUUAUCAUAUUUUGAAAUUGUAUUUUCACUUUUGUUAAUUGCAUCAUUACAAUAUGAAUGAUAUGGAACAAUCUGAUAAUUCAGAUAGUGAGAAACAUGGCAAUUAUUAUGCCUUAUUAGUUGCAUUUAAAACUAUGAAUGAACGUUGUCAACAAUUAGAGACAAGAUUAGCCACUGUUGAAGAAGAAAAUAUGUGCUUGAGACUUGAAUGCACAAAGAAUGAAUCUACAGCUAUUAUGAAAGUUGAUGAUAAUGAAAAAACUAUUAUGCAAACCUUGAAGGAAAAAGUGGAGGAGCUUAAGAAACAAAAAUCUCAACUCACUCAUCAAGUUUUUAUGGUGGCAGCAGAAAAUCGACAGUUGUGGAAUAGAUUAUCCAAAUUAACAAGAACCAAUAAAUCCUUAGGAAGUCAAUUAACAAAAAUUUCUGAUACGCUUAAGCAACAUUCUCCAGCACAACCUUCAGACAUUGUGUCUUAUAAUUUCCGUGAUAUUUCUAGUAAAGAGGAUAACAAUCAAUGUUUGUUAGCGACAAACAAUGAUGGUUGAAUUACAAAAUAGUACAGAACCAGAUUUAAGAAAUAUUGGUUUUACUUAUCCUGAGGAUUCAGAUACAGAUUUAGAAUUAUUGAAACAACAUGAUAUUAGACUGUCACAAAUGAAAAGCACUUUAUUAGUGCAACAAACGAAACUAAAAAGAGCACUCCAAAAUUUCAAAAAGAAAAAAGAAGAGCAUGGUGCAACUCAAACCAGUCUUCAAACUCCGAGCCUAUCUUUAGAAAAGUGUUCCAAUUCAGCAGAUAAUACCGACCAAGACAAUAAAAUUUGUCCGUUAUGUGGAUCGUUAUAUGGAAAAACUGUCACAUUUGAAGAAUUUCAUGAACAUGUUCUGAGUCAUUUUAAUAAAGAAAUAACUGUAGAUGGUUUUGAAAUUCUUCACUAAUGAUUGUGUAAAAUGGGGUUUAUAAUAUGAGUAGUAUCUUUAAUUUUAUAGAGUUUUAUAUAUUAUAUUUUUCUUUUUUUAAGAUAAAGGUAAGCUAUUUGUAAAUACGAUAGUUUUACAAACCGUGAAAACUGUAUUAAGUACAAUUAACAAAACUAGACAUGUUUUUUAUUAUUGAAUUUUAUAAAUUGUUGACUCGGAGAAGAUUUAAUGAAAACAAUUAUCAUAUAUGAAAAUAAUGAUUUAAUACAUAAAAAUAGCAAAAAAUGUGAUUGUCAUCUAUAUUAUACUUAUUUUUAUGUUCAUUAAUUAUAGAGAUCAAGAAGAGAUAUAGAAUAUUAUAAAGAUAUUUAUAAUUGUAAAAAUGUCACAUUUAAAAAUAAAACAAGAAUUGUCCAUAGUUUAUUCUGUUUAAAUUUAUUUAAUAUAAACAAGAAUUGCAUAUUAAUAUAAAUAAUUAUUUACUUAUUCUUAACAUCUUUUGAUUCAGGUUCUAAGUUUUGUUCAGAAUCAGGUAAUUCUUUUGCUGUUGGUUGAAGUAAAUUUGUAUGGAACCAAUCAGGCCUCUUUUUAGGUAAUUCUAUGAUUCUUUGUUUCUAUACAAAGAUAUAAUUUAAAUGUAAAAUGUAAAUUAUAUAUAAAAAUCAGAUGAAAUAUCUUAUGUAUUAUACAAUAUGCAUGUAAAUACCUUCCAAAAGUCAUUUUCUAGCUUUUCUUUUUCUCCUUCAUACAACACUAUAACAUCUUGUUCAACAGGCUGUAAUCGCAAUGAUUUUUGUAUAGCUAUUUGCAUUUCUUUUGUUUCUUUUUUUACUAUUUCGUAACAGUACCCUGUUAAAAUUGAAGAAAGUGAUAUAUGUGAUAAUAGAUAUAAGAUAAUUGUUUAAUAAAUUAUAAUUUUUUGUACGUAAAUUAUAUAUGUUACCACAAAGUGUAUUAGCUUCAUAAUCAUGACCACAUUUUCUACACAUUAAGAUAUUUGUUUUCGGUACAUGAGGUUUCCAAUGAUAUUCAGGAAUACCAUAUCUUCUAUUAAGACGUUUUUCUAAAGAUCGUCGUUUUUUAGGUACAGCCCAUAAAAUUGUUUCAUUUAGGAUAUCCUUUAUAGAUUGUCUAGGAAAUUGAACAGGCUGCGCUUGAUUUAUAACAUUGUAUUCGAUGGCAUAUAAAUAACCUAAAUGAAGUAUUGAUGGUAUUAAUGAUAAAUAAUUUAUUAUAUUUGUUAACAAUUUAUUGAUAAUAAAUAUUUUGAAAAGGUUAGAAACAGUAAAAAAAAUAUACACAUCUCACUUUUGACUUAUCUAGAUAAUCAAACGCAAGGUAUACUACAGAAAUAUUCUUUCUAUUACCUGGUGGAAAACUGCGAUCCAAUAUAGUGUUAAUUACUUGAUUAAAUGUUUUAAAUGCUCGGUAAAACCUAUCGAAAAUAUUGUACGCCAUGUUUAAAUACCAUUGAUUAUAAAAGUUAACACAGAUUGAAAGCAGGAUGUGGUGUUAGAAUUAAUUCUUAAAAGAUAGAAAGUCAUAAAAUUUAUUUGAUUUCUACAUAUAGUUCUUUUUACUUAAAUUAUAAAUUUAACGGUUUUACAAAUUAAUUUAAUAUGUCACAAGAGAAUAAAAUUCUUGUGAAAUUUCUAGUAUGAAAAAUAAGAUAAAUUAUCACAGAAAAUAUUUCGAUUCACGAAAGGUGUUUUAAUUUGUAUACUACAAAUAAUUCAAGAAUGUAAUUGAGAUAAUUGAUAUCUUUUAUAAGUAAAUAACAGAAACAUCAAUUAGAGGUCGCUAAUAGAUUUUGAAUAUAAUAUUGUUUUAAAAGUUUAUUAAUAUUUUGUUGGAGAAUAUUCGAUGAUUAAAAUUACUUAUAAUUUUUUAGCAAUGUCUUGAUUAA